ACAUUUGUGUGGCAGUCUUAUCCCGUCUCUUCUCAGGAGAGAGAGAGGGAGAGAGGGGGUAGGGAUUGAGAGAAUGGCGGCCGUGCAAUGCACCCGAUGCAUGGUAGAAAGGAAAGGGUUUCGGCGGGAACUUGAUUCCUGGCGACAUAGACUGAUACACUUCGUUGGGUUUGAAAGUAUUCUGGUGGGAAUUUAUGGCCCAAUGCUGCUGAGAGACCUUAAUUUAUUUGUGGACUGUGAACCUGAUGAGUUGGAUGACUGGUCGGCAGAGGCAAGCCUCUCAACAUGUUCAUUCUGUAAUCUGCCACUGGACAAACUCAAUGACCAAGCUGUGUCACCUCUCUCCUCCCCUUCUGAUUACUCUCCUUGUCAGACCUCAACCAUCUCUGAGAGCAGCCAAUCAGCACACAAGUUCCUUCAAGCUGUGUUUCACAAGAAAGAUGUGACCCUGGAUUGUGAUCCCAAAAUACCUUCAGUUGCCCAUGAACUGAUGAAGAAGAUGAUACAUAAGUUUGCUGAGGAGUAUGCAUCCAAGUGCCUGCUCCGUACCACAACAAAUGGAGUUACAAGACCCUCAUCUCCGGUGCCAGAGACAUCAGAUGCUCCUCUGGAUCUCACAGUGAACCGAACAGAUGGUGUGUUGGAUCUCUCGAACCGGAACUUCACAAGCUCUGCAACAACAUCACCCAAUUCCAACACCUCAGGUUCCUGGCUGCCAUCUGUUACAGAAGACGGGGGAGUUGUGGGACAACGAGGGACUACGUUACACCAUCGUUCUGCUUUGGAUGCCGUUCUACGUUCUCUCUGCCCACCACACCAGUCCUUACUCUACCAAAUCCUUAAACUAGCUCAUCAGGAAAAAUUGCUUUCAUUUCACAGAUCAGUUGGUCAGGCUGAGUUUCACUGCUGUCAUUGUGGCGUAAACCCACAAGUUGAUAUAAAACCCCAUUCAGUCUUUUUAAAUGAAUGCAACACCCAUCACUACAGGUUCUACUGCCCUUCAGGUGAUUGUAAUCAUCAAAGUCGUUGCAGUUUCCCAUACCAUCUGGGAGACUCUGAAUCUUAUGGCAGGCUUCACCACCACUCUUUCAAAGACUGUAACAGUGAAAGUCAGCAGGGCUCAAGCUCCGACUGUGUGCAGAGGUGCAGGACAGAAAAGUGUCCAGCUCCAUGCUCCGAGACGUUACACUGUAAUUCCAGCCAGAGCCAUGCAGCAGGCUGUGUAAACAUGCUGAUGUCAAAUGUCUCGUCCACGCUGUGCACUUCCUCCUCUAGAUUAUGCAGGUCUGUCUUUCAUAAGAAACACCUGUCUUGCUCCUGUUCUUGUUGUCAACCCCAUAUAUGUCCGACACCUGUUGGAACCAGAGAAGAAACUGGUUUUGGAGAUGGGGAUAGCGCUUGUACUGUCCUGAACAGAGAGCGUAGUCCUUCUCCUCCUCGUCUUUCUCCUAUUCCCCAAGAUAUCAGUAAGAAAAUGGAUGAAAAGCCACCAUCACUUUCAUAUCACACUCAGGGGAAGGAAGCUGACCUUACAGGUAAAAACAGUCAGAGGAGUGCUUGCCACAUGGCAGGUGUAGAUGCCUCCACAGACGCCGAGCUGCAAUAUAAUACUGUAGGACAUAAUCAGGCAGAACAGAACCUGGGGGGAAGUUCGCUGCAGGAUAUUGUAAGACGUGUCACUCGUAAUCUGGACACAAUCACAGCAGACCCUACUCUGGUCUCUACAACAGCUCUUUAUGUUUCUGAGGAUCAGUCCCCAGAUGCCUCAACCAGCCAGCCAUUCCAUGCUGAUGCCCAGCUGACUGAAAUCAUCACCACAGUGCUCCACACAGGCAGUGCUAGUGACUACAAUCUUAAUGAGCUGUUUAACCAGCAUCAUAACAAAGAGCCAAAGUCACCUAACACCCGUUCCCGGCGGCGGCAGGAAAUUCAGGUCGCUACUGCAACACCUGCUGAUGAUGCAUGUGCCAGAAGGAGUGCCUUAGCAAUAAAAAGGGAGUUGGCUAUGCUUGAUCUGUCAUACAGUAAGAGAAUGGGGACGCAAGCAAAGAAAGUAAGACUGAAAGCAAAGAACCUGUCUGUACCUACUUCUGUCACUUCCCCAGACUCGGAUCUAAUUAAAGAAGCUUGUGAAAGAGAGACAGAAGCAAGGGUAGAACUUGGAAAGAAUCUAGAUCUAGGGGUUAAUGAGGGAACACCGUGCAUAAUUUCUGUUGAAAGUGACAGGGACAAAGCUAAGGAAGAUGUGAAGGCAGAGAUGGUAACAGAUGAACUUGAGACUGAACAGGAAAAGAGAGAAGGAAUAACAUGUUUUGGCAAAGGUGAGCCUACCAUUUCUAAUAUUAGACAUGCCCCUGAGCUGCUGAACACAUGUGGAAAACAAGUUCUAAAAGGUGACCAUGCAGUGCAAGCACAGACCGUAUCGAUGACUCCCAUAUCUACUAUCUGUAAUGAAGGGUGUGGGUGGAGCCAAGAAGAAGCCAUAUUAGUUCAAAACUAUGAUAUAGACAGUACACCAGAUAAAGGUACUCAUAGUCCAAUGAAUGAGGGGCAGAAAUGUAAGUCACAUCAGUCCAGGGGAAUAAGAAAGUCUGUGAGGAAUAUAGUCCCUCCACAACGGCUUUCUUCUUACAUCACAUGGCAUACUCCUAUUUCUCAUGCCUCAUCUGUAGAAACUGACAUCACCCUGGCAAAAUUAGACAGUAAAACUGCUCCUUACCCACAGGGACACAAAGGGAACCUUACCUUUGAGCCAACACCUAAGGAACCAUCUGAACCAGAGGGUAAAUGCCAGAUCUUACAGAAUACUGAGGCCAUUGAAAAGGGGAGUUCUCAAAAAGAGAGCCCUGAAAAGGAAACUGAUAGCAGUGAUAGUUCUGCAUAUGGAAGACUCCGGCCAUCUACAAGAAGACUAAAAGCUUUGAAGAUGCUCCAAAAUACAAUAAAUGUUAGCAGUCCACAAAGCCCCAAAAUUCAGUACAGCAGCCCAAUAAAGCUCAUGUAUGUAUCCCAAGUGAAGGAUAAAGAAGGAGUUAAGUAUAGUCUUAAGUCAGCCGGUUCUGGUUCUAGUUUACAAACAGAGGAGGCAUUUGACCCAUGUGUAGAGUCUUCGUGGGCAGGGACACCUCAGAAGCACAAAAGCCAAAGCAAGGAGAAUGCAGUAUUGCCCACAAAGAAGAGUCCUUCACCAGCAAAAGCAGUUACCUCACAUGAAUCACCUACAUCAUCACUGGCCAAAUCAGCAACAUGUCAGUCUUCACCUAGGUCAGCUGCCUCUUCACCUAAAAGCAGUGCAAGAACAAGUGAUGGUACUCCAUCCAAACGUUUGUCUGAAACUGAGAACCAGCGAUCACCACGUGACUUGAUGUCCCUUCCUGAAACCACUCCUCCAAAACGACGUCCAGGCCGACCAAGAAAGCUAGGACCCCAGCUCGAGCAAAAAGUGAAGAGGCCCAUUGGCCGUCCACGGAAACAGAAAGAUUCAGAUGCUGUAUCGGAGUCACUAAAUGGAAAAGGUUCCAAAACUGAUGCUGAAGACGAUGUCACCAAGAACCUUAAAAUAACAGUUGUGUAUGGUCGUUCGAGAAGAAACAAACGAGUGGUGUCUGAGAGUUUUGACCAGCUACAAACAGAUUUCAACAAUACUUGCCAUGCAGUGGAUCUUAAAAGUGACUUGGGCUUUUCAUUACACUGCUCAACAAGGACCUCAUGUAUCAUUAAAUCAUUCCCAGAAGAAUUGAGUUUUAUUAGAACUGCAAAAGAGCCCCCAACUCAGUCUAUUAGUAGCAUUAAAAGUCAGGUGCCUCUUGAAUCUGCACCCUUGAGAAAACCAGGCAGACCUGCAAAAAUUAAGAUCUCUGGAAUUUCAGUCACUGUUACUUCUGCGUCACCUCGGCGUCGCCAAAUUCAGAUAAAUAGAGAGACCCGGAUAUCACCCAAAUCAAAACCUCCAAAGAAAGUACUCCUAUUAGAGUCUGAAAAAGAGCCUUGCAUAGGCAGCAGUCCAUUACCUAUUCAAAGUAAUUCAACAGAGGUGGUGGAAGCAAAGAAUAGAAAUAAAUGUGAACUGCCAGAUCAGACUAUACCAUUAAGGCACUCAAAAAGGGAGAGGAAACCCUCAAUACACCUCGUGCAUGCUGUUGCUACCUCUACCUUUAGGACAUACAAUUGCAGUCAUGCUCUGUUGAGGCGCUCCAAGAAGCUUCUUAUAAACAAGGCAAGCAGUGAAAGAAGACAGGAGGAUCAACAAGCAAGUUUAGAAACUCAGACACUAAAACGACAGCCUUCUAGAAAAGAGCGAGAAAGUACCACUCAAGAUCUGAGCAAACUGGCAAAGGUUUCACUAGAAUCAAUCUUUAGCCCAAGAGAGACGGUACGGUGGUGGGUGGCAUCGGCUAAGGAGAAGACAAUGAGCCAGGAGCUUGCCAGACGGAUAAGAGUGAUCUCUGACACGUGGGUCACUGAUUCUCCUGAGGACCAAGACAAAGAAGUGGUCCAUAAUUCUAAUCUAGACACAAUGGGAAACAGUCCAGUAACCAGAAAGUCAAAAAAGUCCUCUGCGGUCCGAGCAUUGUUUGAUUGUUCACCCAACAAACCAAGGUCCUGUAGUAUGCAGAAGAUCUGCUCCUGGUUUAUGCAGACCACCGAGACACAGUCUUUGGCUAUUGUCAAGAAGGCAAGCUCCCGUAAUCCAUUUGAAAUCAUGCACUUCCCUCGUUCUACCAAUAAUAAAAGUGUUUGCCACAGUCCGCAGGCAGAGCGGCUCCGCAAGCAUAUCAAAAAGUUUCCAAAGACUGUACCAAAAAGUCCUCUACAGCAUCAGCUGGCUAUGCUACAACUGAGGAAGAAGAAAAAGGCUCAUCAGAUACGUCGGCAACUGUUUGCUUCCAGACUUGCAGUGGGCAAACACAAUCGAGGUGUUAUGUGGUGGAGAUUUAGCUUGUCUGCUCAGUUUCAGGCCACUUUGUUUAGAGUGAGGAGAAGGUUUUUUACUUUGAGAGAAAGGGAGAGGUGGCAAUUGUGGAAAAGUAAAAGGAAAAGCAAAAGAAAAAUGGUCUCCUCAAACAGGCCAGUAGCAAAUGUUCUUCAACUGAAUCGUCAUAAAGCAUUACGCAGAUCAGCAAAACAGCUGUCUGACUCUCUUCAGGAAAGUUCUCCCACCUGCUCUGUCGAUCAAACUUUGAAACAUGCUGAUAUCCACAAAGAGCAGAAGCUCUCUUCAAAAACCUGGAGUCCCGAGAAGCUGAAAGAAUGUCGUGUGUUUCUGAGGAAGAUCAACUCUCCAGAUAACGAGUCAACCGAGGAGGAGGGGGACUCUUGCACUGUGACACUGGAUAAUGGCUCGCCUUCUACGGAUUUCUUUGAAGGAAACGAGAAGGACCUGGAAGGAGUUGCUAAAGCUGUGAGAAAUGGAAGAAAAAGGAGCUUGAACAAGAGGACUUGCUCAAGAAAGCGGUCCAAUUGUGCACCUAAAACGGUCCCAAAUGAGAAACAGAGGGGUAAACACAAUCAAUCUGAGGUAGCAUCCCCUGAAAUACCACAACCACCACCAGCGAAAGUGUUGAGACAAUCGCGAAUGAAGGGCCUGACCGGGCCAAGGUGGUGCGACUAUGUUAUUGGAACCUAAAUGAAGCAAGGGCUCCUCCUCUUUCUGGGAUGAGGCUGCAGUUUAACCUGGUGCCUUCGGAUGUUGAGCUGACCACGUGGACUGACUGCCUCACCAUGGUUCAGUCUUACACUCAGCAGCUAUGUAGCAGUCUAACUUAAAAAAAAGCUUGAUGUUGCACUAUUGUUAUUCAUGGACAUGUAUGUGCUUCUUUUCUCUGAUCGUGUAUGUUAGAGCAUUACUCAUUACUUUCAGGAGUUUUAAUAGGUUGAAUAUUUAUAAAGUGAAACCUUUGUUGUAAGGAAAGACGGAGCUCAACUCCAUCAACACAGCAUCGUCAGGUCCACCCCACAUGAAGGUCAACACCACUUCUGUUCUUUCAGUUUGUAAUUUUGCUAUUUAAAAAUCACUCCUGUUCUAAAAUCUGUUAAAUGUAUAGGCUACUUUUUAUAUUUAUAGGAGCUCUUAUUUGAGCACCCUUAAAAUACAAACUUUAAUUUGUUUUUUUAUCACAUCGAAGAUAAAUCAUUGAAAUACUUUAACAAUGUUAGUCUAAUCCAAGCCCUUAGUUUAUUUUGAUUUAGCAGACUACAAAAAUGCUUUUAAUGAAGGAAUGGUCUUUGCUGAAUUGACACUUUAUGUCCUUUUUAGGUAAGCUAGUAAUUUAUCACCCCAACUAAAAGCAUUUAAUUUUUUUGUUUCUUCAUCUGCAAGUUUGCAGUGACUACAUGCUCUUUGUUGUGUCCCACCAAGCAGUUGUAGGACAUAAGCUUUGCUUUCUCUGUCCAUUCGUGGUUAGUCGUAAUCUAGUAAUCUGUCUCGUUUUCACCUCCAGCAUUCACUUAGUUGCUGCCAGAUGUACUUCUUGCACUAUUCCAUGUGAGAUUAUUAAUCCCACUACACAGGCUCCUUCUCCCAUGUUUUGCACAGCCCGUGUCCCACCCCCAGGUCCUACUGUAAACUUAGAAACUCUCUUUGGUGCAAUACAAAGCCAGAUGAUUUAUCAUUAUUUAGAAAUUAUUUUAUUGCUGACAGACAAAUGGAUGUACCCAGUUACCAUUGGCCAAGGAUGUUAUUCACCUUUGUCCAUUGACAUGUAAUGAGAUUUUAACCCAUUAAAACAUGUCAGUACUCUUGCAGUCA
Molecule: messenger RNA, 6748 nt
Organism: Gambusia affinis (western mosquitofish)
Lineage: Eukaryota; Metazoa; Chordata; Actinopteri; Cyprinodontiformes; Poeciliidae
Gene: lcorl
Product: ligand dependent nuclear receptor corepressor-like
Exons: 8
Coding region: 74-5626 (1850 amino acids)
Biological process (GO): regulation of transcription by RNA polymerase II
Cellular component (GO): nucleus
Molecular function (GO): DNA binding
Source: RefSeq, a predicted model, not a curated record